Molecule: messenger RNA, 2312 nt
Organism: Aspergillus saccharolyticus JOP 1030-1
Lineage: Eukaryota; Fungi; Ascomycota; Eurotiomycetes; Eurotiales; Aspergillaceae
Product: Zn(II)2Cys6 transcription factor
Exons: 6
Coding region: 192-2114 (640 amino acids)
Biological process (GO): DNA-templated transcription; regulation of DNA-templated transcription
Cellular component (GO): nucleus
Molecular function (GO): zinc ion binding; DNA-binding transcription factor activity, RNA polymerase II-specific; DNA binding
Source: RefSeq, a predicted model, not a curated record
GCCGGGGUGUAAAGGAGGGCUCCACCCGCCCAUCCAUCGCUUCUUCCUUCUUCCCUUCUGUGCGUUGCAACUUCCACUUAUCUGUCCGUCGUGUGCCAACACCCCAAAAUUUGUCACCAUCAUCUCUGAAUCAUAUCCGGUUAUUGAAUAUUAUCGGUCUAGCGUAUGUGUCCCUAUCUCACCAUCUCCUCAUGGACCCCUUGCAAAGGGGCAAUCUCAAGCGCAUUCGGCAAGCGUGCGCAAAUUGCCGGCGUAGGAAAACUAGAUGCUCGGGCGAGCGUCCGAUCUGUUUCCACUGUCGCCGGAAUAAGCACUCCUGCAUCUAUGAGCCCUACUCCGUCACCGUCAACGACAACCCUCCUAAUACCUCAACCGCGUCAACCUCUGAGAAUACCCAACUAUUGCAGCGCAUCUCGUUGAUCGAGUCACGCUUGGCGGAGUUAAGUGGGCACACCGCACAACAACCCCGAUCAUCCAUAGAUUCUGAACUUCCCACGCAGCCGAUGCCGUUGAUACAGCCUGCUGUCAUCGGUCUUCACCCCCUUGUCACCCCCUCGCCAUCUGUCCUGGACUCCAUCAUCGACACCUAUUUUCUUCAUGUGCACAACCAGCCCUACAGUAAUUUCCAGGAGACCGGCUUCCGACAGGAACUACAGAAUGGGACUUUGCCUCGAUGCUUGAUACAAGCCGUGCUGGCCUCCGCCGUCCGCUUCACCACCCACGAGUUCUACGCAGGCAGGGUGCUGGAGACAUCAGAGGUCUAUGCUCGGGAGGCGUGGCUGUCCGUCCUGACAGAUCACUUGACAGUAGAAGAUAAUGUCGGAGUGCAUGUCGUGCGAACUGUGAAUAUGCUGGCAGUCAUCGAUUAUACAGCGGGGCGCGUCAAUUCCGGGUGGUUGAAAAUCGGUCUGGCAGCGCGCAUCUCACAAGGACUUGGCUUGAUGAGCGAGCCUGAUGCUUGCCUACCUGCUGCGGAGCAGGAGGACCGUCGACGAGCGUUCUGGUCCGUCUACCUCCUCGACAAACUCAUUUCGAGUGGACGUUCGCGCCCGAUUGUCAUUCUCGACCAAGACUGCCACGUCCAGCUUCCGUGCGACGAGAACGCUAUCCGACGGGGCGAGAAGAAGAAGACAUACACCCUGCAUCAGCUCCUCAACUGGAACACCGAGAUCGCCGAAAGCCCCAGCCCUUUUGCUCUGGUCAUUCUUCUGGCGUCCAUCUUCGGACGCUGCACGCGAUACGUGUAUGCCAACCGGCAGACGGACGAGAUUCCGCCUUGGGACACCAAGUCCGAAUACACCGCGAUCAGUUCUUCCUUGCUGCUAUUUGAAUCCUAUGCGAAAUCGGGAAUUGUGUCAGUGAUUGAUACGCUAAGGGAAAGUGCUGAAGCGACGGGGACCCCGAACCAUCAAGAAAUGGGGCACCAGAUUUUCGCGCACACCCUGUUUCAUUUGUGCCACUGUUUGUUGAAUCAUCCUUUUGUUCUUAGCCUUUGCCUCCAGCCCUUUGGCUCCAAGGUUCCGCAUAGCUUCGUCACCCGCGCCCUGCAAAAUGGACUCGACCAUGCCACGCAGCUUGUGGCUCUUCUCCGGGAUGUGUUCGAGGCGGGCGGACUCGUCGAGUCCUCGUUCUAUGCCUACUGCCUAGCGAUCGCGGGAGGGGUUCUGUCGAUCGCGUCACAGGAGGAGCAUCAGAGUCUUUCUUGUCGGCCUUCGGAAAUGUUGGAGCGUUUCCAGGAUGCUGUUGAUAUGCUCGAUCGGUUAGCCCAAGUCUGGACCCAUGCCGCUUACAUGUCCAUCCGCCUGCGUGAUUUCCACGCCCAGCGCCACGACUUAAGUAGCGUUCUCGACCCAACCACCCCACCGAGCGAUCUGGAUCCCAUGUCCGACGAGACCCUGUGGUCCAUGCUCGAAUAUUCGACCCUGGGCAGCAAUCCGCGCAAGACAUCGAGUGCGUCCGGCUCGGAUGUCCCCAGUAUCCCCUUGUCUACAUUCUGGGAUCUGGGGUCGAAUAUGCCGAUCUCGCCAUCAUCUCCGAGUUUAGGCCUGAGCCACGCGGAUAUGUUUCGGGGUCUAUCGCCGGCUCUACGACUGAAUGAAGUGAACUUCCUGUGAAUUAUAGGAUGCCGAGGACAGAACUCAUUUGCUGAGGAAUUCUCGAUGCAUCGGAUUGCUCUCAAUCCGGCCGGACCGGGUGGCUUUUCCGGGCCGCUUGGGUCCUUGUACCACCAUUUCUGCUAGGGAUAAGGAGGACCAUAUGCCAAAUUUCUUGGGUUCCCGUUUUUUUUUUACCUUUCUUUGUUUCUUUCGUUG